Solenopsis invicta (red fire ant) is the source of this 3641-nucleotide messenger RNA. It is a transcript of the gene Pdk, whose product is annotated as pyruvate dehydrogenase (acetyl-transferring) kinase, mitochondrial. The record is from RefSeq and is a predicted model, not a curated record. Lineage: Eukaryota; Metazoa; Arthropoda; Insecta; Hymenoptera; Formicidae. Gene Ontology annotation, cellular component: mitochondrion. Gene Ontology annotation, molecular function: pyruvate dehydrogenase (acetyl-transferring) kinase activity. Gene Ontology annotation, biological process: regulation of glucose metabolic process; protein phosphorylation. Bases 281 to 1534 code for a protein of 417 amino acids. The transcript has 8 exons.
GCGCUCCGCGGUGUUCCCAGCAUUCGUUGACGUGAACUUCUCGCGGCUGUGCUUCAGACGGCCGGCCGUCUGUCUCUCGCACGUCUCCUGCGUCGUGUCGUCAUCGACUGGUAAAAAGAAAAAAAAACGCGAGUGGCGUUUCUCCUUCACGGCCACAAUAACAAGAGCGGCCAGUUCGGUCGGCCGGAGUCUCUUUCCCCCGCUCUCCCAACACGCGCGGCGGACUAAACACCAUCGCGCCGGGUUUUAAUGUGUAACGCUAACGAGACGACACUGCGGGAUGAAGCUCACACGAAACUGCCUGGGCAACAUCGGCAAGAUGUUGGACUUCUACUCGCAAUUCAAUCCCUCGCCACUCUCAAUAAAACAGUUCAUCGAUUUCGGUUUAAGCGCCUGUGAGAGGAAAUCCUUCAUAUUUCUGAGGAAAGAGCUGCCAGUACGACUUGCCAACAUUAUGAAAGAGAUCCAUUUAUUACCGGAAAACUUGCUGAAAAUGCCUAGUGUGGGUAUUGUGAAUAACUUGUAUAUCACAUCCUUCGAAGAAAUAAUACACUUUGAAAAAGUCGAUGUCAACGAGACCACCUUAGACAAAUUCUGCCAAGCUUUAAUAAAGAUACGGAAUAGGCAUACCGAUGUCGUUCAAACAAUGGCGCAGGGUGUUUUGGAGUUGAAGGAAUCCCACGAUGUGGAUGUUCAGACUGAGAACAGCAUUCAGUAUUUCCUGGACAGAUUUUUCAUGUCCCGCAUUUCCAUUCGUAUGCUGAUCAAUCAACAUACGCUCCUUUUUGGUGGGCAAUUAAACGGGCACAGUAGACACGUAGGAUGUAUAGAUCCGUCUUGUGAUGUGAUCAGCGUCAUUAAAGACGCUUAUGAGAACGCACGAUUUUUGUGUGACCAAUAUUAUUUGGCUAGUCCGGAAUUAAAGGUCAAACAGCAUAACGAACUUGAAUGUAGUAGUGAGAUUAGGAUUAUUUAUGUACCGAGCCAUUUGUAUCAUAUGCUAUUCGAGCUCUUCAAAAACAGCAUGAGAGCCGUGAUGGAACACCAUGGGACUGACUCAGAUAAUUAUCCACCACUUGAGGUUUUGCUAGUGCGCGGUAAAGAAGACAUUUGCGUGAAGAUAUCUGAUAGAGGUGGCGGCAUUCCUCGUUCACAAACGGACCAUUUAUUUAAGUACAUGUACAGCACCGCUCCACAGCCGAGCAAAUCUGAUGCUCAUACGGUACCACUUGCAGGAUACGGCUACGGUCUGCCAUUAUCUCGAUUGUACGCCAGGUAUCUGCACGGUGACAUCGUAUUGCUCAGCUGUGAGGGUUACGGAACAGACGCUAUUAUAUAUUUGAAGGCAUUAUCCACCGAGGCAAACGAGCUAUUACCAAUAUUUAAUAAAACCUCGUCAAAAUUCUACCGCACACCAGUACCCAUUGCGGAUUGGAGCAGUCAGUGUGGUGGUGGGAUGGCGACAAGGCAACUUAGCAUGAGUCACGCUCAAGGCCAUAGACUGCCUCAUGGAAUGGAAAUCACUCAUUUAUAGCAGAACGCGAAGGAUGCGGAUCCGAAAACGAUUGGAGAGCACCAAAAAAUUUUCUGUCCGCGUAUACCACAAGAUGCUUUAAUAGGAAAACUAGAUCUGUAUUUAAAGCCAGGACAAAUAUCGAAGGAAUAUCCUUUACAAUAUUUGUGAGAAAUCAUUAAUUAUUAAACAGGUAAAAUACUAUUCAUAUUGAUAAUCUCUUCCUUGUGUCGUAAUUGCAUCAUUACAUAUCAAAUCAAUUUUACCGAUUUGAUAAUUUAAAGCUUUUGUUUUCCAUCUUUUUUGUGACACAAGCGUAGAACAUCAAAUUAUCUAUUAUAUGUUUUUAAUAAAAAAAUAGGUAACAGGUUUUACGAUCGAAAAAGAAUUUUUUUUUUUCAUCAAUCUUGAAGUUAUGAUUCAUUUUAUAAUGAAGCGUCGCAUCUAAAUAAUUGGAUAGCAAUUGUUUGUAAUAUUAGGCUUUGUAUGGCAAAAUGUAUUCGAUCAUCUUACAUCUUAUAUUAUACAGAAAAUAUCAGCAUUUUAAUUUGAGAUAGCAUUUUUUGUUACAUUAUAGCUUUGAAUGUCGAAUGAUAUAUUCUGGACCAUGUUUUGAAAUUUGUCAAAGAAAUAUAAUCUUUCAAUAUCUGAAAGAUUGUAGAUUUUUUUCUAAAAACUUUAAAUACUCAACAUUUUAUUUUCUUUAUGUCUUUUUUCUUUAUUUUAUAUCAAAUAAUAAUUACAUAUAUUUAAUUACUAUUAAAUAAUAUGAAACAAUAAUAAAAUAAUUUUAUAGGGGAAAGAAUUAAUUAUACAUAUAUUUAUAUUGAAUAUAUCUUAGAAAAUGGUCUAGGACAGGCAGGCAUCUACUUCCAAUCGACUGUAUCAAGCACGUAACAAAUUGCAGACUGUGAUGUAACAUGAAAUUUUGAUUUAGCUGCUAGACAAUUACAUUUGUUAGAGUACACUACAUUCAUUCAUACGUGCACAAGAUGCGCAUAUGUAGUACAUAAAUUAUAAUUUUACGACUAUGUAUACGCCAAUUGUUCCGAAUGAUUAUAGAAAGAACUGAGUGAAGAGAAAAAUAUUCCCUAUUUCCUGAGAAAGAGUAUUUUAUAUCGCAAAAAUUUAUGGUCUGCUGACCAGUCGGCUACUUUUUAAUUACAUUUUCUAUGAACAGAUUAAAUUUGUACGAAUUAAAAUUGUUUGUUCACGGAGGAAACUUUUGGUACAGAUUUAUACAUUCUGAGGUACCUGUGUCUGUUUCAAUUAUAUUUUGAUAAUGUAUUUUUCUUUUUUUGAAUGGCACAUGCAGACGUAACAAAUAUUAAAGGUAUAAUAUUUGUUUGUCUUUUGUAUAUUCCAUUGCAAACUAAAUUUUUAUUGCAGCAAUUAAAAAGUACGGUUAAAAAUCAGGUGUUUUUUUACACUUAAGAAUAUUAAUAAAGGAUAGUUGUUUAAAAAGUGUACUUGAUAUUAUAAUAUUUAAUAUUAUAAAUAAUGUACUUUUUACAUAAUGUGUAAACUAUUUUAAGAUUGGGUGCUUUUCAUUUAAUGACACAAGUCCUGUGUUAUUCUGUUUUUAUUACUCAUUAAAUUCUAAAAAAGACAGAACGAUACUUGUAUCAAUUUGCGUCACUAAGUAAAAAGCACCAAUUCAUAAUUUUCUAAGCAAUUGACUAAAAAGAUUUAUUUGAUUACACAGAUACCUCGGAACGCUAAACAUUAAUUUGUAAGUUUAUACUGUAUGAUGUGCUGGGAGAAGAAUGUUACAAGCGAAAUGACGAAUCACUUAAGAAUGUGUGUACAUUUUUUACAAUAUUGCAAUUUUUUUAAACAAACUGCAGAAUAAGCUAGUACGUCGAGUAUAGCGCGCUUGAUAAUACAUAUAACACCACUCAGAGAAUGUAGCGUUGACAAUUUGUAAGACCCCCUCAUCUUUCAGAAACGUGAUUGUAGAGAUGAUUUAAACAAAGAAGUUAUGUACAUAAUACUAUGUUGAAGGUGAACAAUUGAUAAAUAUGUGAAUUUAUUAGUUCUUAUGGUAAAUUGUAUUCGUACAUGCGGUACGAAUAGGAUCUUGUAAAGCAUUGUUAAUAAAUAUCUUACAAUAAAAACGUACUUCUUA